CGCUACCGAGGGGCCUUAUUUUCUCUUGCCGGGCCACCAUACAUCCACACCAUAUCAACAAUCAUCAUGAGCGCACCCGCAGACACCAACCCUACCACUACGGCGCCCGCUGACGAUGCCGCUGCCAAGGCAGCUGCUGCUUUCGAUGUCGUCCUGACCAAGUACAAGACGGCAGGAGAGAUCACCUCAAAGGCUAUCAAGGCUGUGAUUCAGGCGGCAAAGGAAGGGGCUACCGUAGGAGAGCUCUGCAAGGUCGGAGACGAUGCCGUUAAGGAGGGCACUGGAUCGGUGUACAAGAGUGACAAGAAGAUGGCAAAGGGCUCUGCUUUCCCGACCACCAUCUCCAUCAACCACAUCAUCUGCAACAACGCCCCUCUCUCGACUUCUGAGUCGUACUCUCAGGCCCUCAAGGCUGACGAUGUUGUCAAAAUUCAGCUCGGCUCCCACAUCGAUGGCUACCCCGCCAUUGCAGCUGAGACCAUCGUCGUCGGUGCCUCGUCUGCCAAGCCCGUCUCGGGCGUGACCGCAGAUGCUAUCAAGGCAGCCUAUGUUGGAGCUGAGGCUGCUAUCAGGCUGCUUAAGCCUGGUACCAUCACUACUGAAGUCGCCAAGGAGGUGGAGAAGGCAAUCAAGGAGUUUGAUGUCAAGGUAGUGGAGGGCAUGCAGACCAACCAGGUCGACAAGGAUGUCAUUGAUGGCAAGAAGAAGAUCGUUCUCAACCCUGACCCACAACAACGCCCCGAUGCCUCGAAGCUUGAAGAGGGCGAUGUUUUCGCAGUUGAUGUCUCGGUCACAACCGGCAAGGAUGGCAAGACCAAGACCGAUGACUCUGCCACAACCAUUUACAAGAAGACCGGCUCGACCUACCUGCUGAAGAUGGCCACUUCGCGUAAGGUGUUCUCCGAGAUCCAGAAGAGGGCCGGUGCCUUCCCCUUCCAAUUGGGACUUUUGGAGGACUCUGAAAGGGGGCGAACGAUGGGUGUGCGGGAAUGUGUGAACCACAACUUGAUCACCAGCUUCGAGGUCUCGUACGAUGGUACCCCAGGAGCCGUCACCACUCAAUUCUUCUUCACGGCCAUUGUCAGCGCAAAAGGAGCCAUCAGAGUCACACCAGCACCUUCUUGGUACUCGGCUGAGGUUGUCAAGAGUGAGAAGGAGGUCAAGGAUGAGGCUCUCAAGAAGAUGCUGGAGCAACCCGUCCGCCAGGCCGGUAAGAAGGCAGCAAAGAAGGCAGCUGCAGCCUCUGCUGCUCCUUCGGCUUGAGAUUGUGAAGAGGUAGCGAGAAGAACGUAAGGGACUG
This is a messenger RNA of Microstroma glucosiphilum, 1300 nucleotides long. Its product is annotated as Creatinase/aminopeptidase. The transcript has 6 exons. NCBI's taxonomy places the organism in Eukaryota, Fungi, Basidiomycota, Exobasidiomycetes, Microstromatales, Microstromataceae. The record is from RefSeq and is a predicted model, not a curated record. Bases 67 to 1263 code for a protein of 398 amino acids.